UUUUCUAAAGCGAUCCUAUUUAUUAAUUUUAUCUAAAUCCUCUUUAUUUAAAAAUGGCACGCAACAAACUUUAUGUCAUUUCUCGCUGUUUCUCGCUUCUGACGUCACGAAUCCAAUAUGGCCGCGGUGACUAGGAAAGGCCCUACUUAACAGCCAGCGAGUUAGUUUAUCUUUUGAAAGCGGACUUGCUUCUUGAAAGCGGCUACACAAGUCGAGCGAGGACGAGAUAUUACGGAGGAAUUGCAAACCGUGAAAGCGUCAGACGACACAAAUAAAUAGAGCACAAGCCGGAGGGUACCAAUUAGUCGCCAAAUAAAUUUGCAACGUAAGACACCAUGUCGGUCGAAGCAUUAUCCGGCAAAGUUUUUCUAAUUGUAACUGGUGCGAGUCGUGGUCUCGGUCGCCAAAUCGCAAUAACAUUUGGUUCGAUGCUGGAGGAAGGCUCGCGCGCGCUUUUAUUAGCGAGGAAUAAGGGUGCGUUGCAAGAAGUUGCAAAAAGUAUACCAUCCAAAGUGACAGUUUGUACCAUUAGUGCGGACUUAAGUAAAUCAACCGAUACCAAGUUCAAAGAAUUCAUAUCAGAAUCUUUGAGGGGAACUACACUCAGCGCAUUUGAUCGAGUGGUCCUGGUACAUAAUAUCGGCUCAAUCGGCAAUAUCUCCCAAAAUGUAAACGAUAUAGUGGACUUAAAAGUGUGGAGGGAUUACUACGAUCUAAACUUCUUCGUACCUGCUGUAUUAAACGCGGUGGUCAUGAACACGUUUGCUAGUAAAACCAUUAAAAAGACGAUUAUCAAUAUUACAACCUUGAUGGCUAUUAAAGCGUACGUUAGAUUUGGCCAAUACAAUUCGGUAAAUGCAGCAAGAGAAAUGUAUUUUAAGGUCUUUGCUUUGGAAAAUCCUGAUGUUAACGUAUUAAGUUAUUCACCGGGACCAAUCGACACGGAUAUGUUCACAACGGUAUGCGAAAAAAUCGCGGAUUUAAAAUCUCGGAAAAUGUUCAAUGAGAUGAAAGAGAAGAAAUUUCUGUUAACUACAGAACAGGUUGUCAAUGGUCUUGUGCAAGUUUUAAACGAACAUAAAUAUAAUUCGGCCGAUCGUGUGGGUUAUUACGAAGAAAUGUAAAGCAGGAAGAACGAUAUUCUGUCAUAAGACAAAAAACAGAAACCAAAAUAUAAAAAUCAAACAAAUUUAUUUUUAUACAUUUAUUG
Messenger RNA from Wasmannia auropunctata (little fire ant), 1210 nucleotides. Its product is annotated as sepiapterin reductase-like. The transcript has 3 exons. NCBI's taxonomy places the organism in Eukaryota, Metazoa, Arthropoda, Insecta, Hymenoptera, Formicidae. Gene Ontology annotation, biological process: tetrahydrobiopterin biosynthetic process. The coding region runs from base 336 to 1124 and encodes 262 amino acids. The record is from RefSeq and is a predicted model, not a curated record. Gene Ontology annotation, molecular function: sepiapterin reductase (NADP+) activity.